Molecule: messenger RNA, 1809 nt
Organism: Jaculus jaculus (lesser Egyptian jerboa)
Lineage: Eukaryota; Metazoa; Chordata; Mammalia; Rodentia; Dipodidae
Gene: Aph1a
Product: aph-1 homolog A, gamma-secretase subunit
Exons: 7
Coding region: 289-1086 (265 amino acids)
Biological process (GO): Notch receptor processing; positive regulation of catalytic activity; protein processing
Cellular component (GO): membrane; gamma-secretase complex; endoplasmic reticulum
Molecular function (GO): protein-macromolecule adaptor activity
Source: RefSeq, a predicted model, not a curated record
GGAUUGCAAGGGAGGUGGCCAUGGGGCUGCGGCCGGGGCUUGUUCCCUCCUCGGCUUCCGUAGACGAGGUCGGGAGGACUUUCGUCUGGGGUUUCGGUGCCCCCCCCUUCCCCUUCCCCGGGGUCCGGGGGUGACAUUGCACCGCGCCCCUCGCGGGGUUGCGUCUCCAGCCCACGCGGAACCCCCCCCCAACACACCCACCCAGCUGGCGCGCUGCUGCCCUUCGCCUGUCUGGAUUGGGGCUCCAUCCCGCCCCCUGCCCCCAUCCCCACCCCGGGCCGCCCAGCCAUGGGGGCUGCGGUGUUUUUCGGAUGCACUUUCGUGGCGUUCGGCCCAGCCUUCGCGCUCUUCUUGAUCACUGUGGCUGGGGACCCUCUUCGCGUUAUCAUCCUGGUCGCCGGGGCAUUUUUCUGGUUGGUCUCCCUCCUCCUGGCUUCUGUGGUCUGGUUCAUCUUGGUCCAUGUGACAGACCGCUCAGAUGCCCGGCUCCAGUAUGGCCUCCUGAUUUUUGGUGCUGCCGUGUCCGUCCUUCUACAGGAGUUGUUCCGCUUUGCCUACUACAAGCUACUUAAGAAGGCAGAUGAAGGGUUAGCCUCGCUGAGUGAGGACGGAAGAUCACCCAUCUCCAUCCGCCAGAUGGCCUAUGUUUCUGGUCUGUCCUUCGGUAUCAUCAGUGGUGUCUUCUCUGUUAUCAAUAUUCUGGCUGAUGCACUUGGGCCAGGUGUGGUUGGGAUCCAUGGAGACUCACCUUAUUACUUCUUGACUUCAGCCUUUCUGACAGCAGCCAUUAUCCUGCUCCAUACCUUUUGGGGAGUUGUGUUCUUUGAUGCCUGUGAGAGGAGACGGUACUGGGCUUUGGGCCUGGUGGUUGGGAGUCACCUACUGACAUCAGGACUGACCUUCCUGAACCCCUGGUAUGAGGCUAGCUUGCUGCCCAUCUAUACAGUCACCGUUUCCAUGGGGCUCUGGGCCUUCUUCACAGCCGGAGGCUCCCUCCGAAGUAUCCAGCGCAGCCUUUCGUGCCGACGGCAGGAGGACAGUCGGGUGAUGGUGUAUUCUGCCCUGCGCAUCCCACCCGAGGACUGAGGGAACGUGGGGGGGAGGACCCCUGGGCCUGGGGUGCCCUCCCCAUCUCCUCACCAUGUACUUCUCCAUCUCCAGUUCUGGACAGUGCAGGUUGUAAGGAAAAGGGACGUAGUUUAGCCAUGGCCCUUGGAGAUGCAAUUAAUGGACGCUCAAGGGUAGACGAGCUUUGAGUUUCCAAGUAUCCCUGCCCAGACUGGACAUCCUGGUCUUUUUCUCAGGUCUGAAGGGAACCUUUUUUUUUUGGUAUGAUAAAGACCCCAAACUGCCUUUUAUUUUAUUUUUUUAAGCGUGGGGUGGCAGGGGGGUGGGGAGAAGGAGGCUAUAUUUUACAUCCUCAAAUUGCUCCUUGGUGGCUGGGCUCAUUUCUAGUCCCUUUCCUCUUGGUCCCAGGCCCUGGGGGGAAGGAAGAGAGUGCAUGUUUGGGAACUGGCAUUACUGGAAUUAAUGGUUUUAACCUCCUUCACCGUUAGCAUCACUUCUCUCCCCAAGGUGAAGUAGAGGGUGCUGGGGGGGAGCUGGCCCACUCCAGAGCCACAGCGCCGCUGGAGUCAGACGACAUGACGUCGCGGGGCAGGAGGGCAGAUUUUUUUCUAGUUUUUAAUUGGGGCGCGGGAGGGGUCGGGGAGGUUUUCUAUCAACUGUAUCAUUUUCUGCCGAGGGUGGAGUGUUCCAUCCUUUUAAUCAAGGUGAUUGUGAUUUUGACUAAUAAAAAGGACUUUGUAA